This is a messenger RNA of Coregonus clupeaformis (lake whitefish), 815 nucleotides long. RefSeq names its product cocaine- and amphetamine-regulated transcript protein (gene cart3). Gene Ontology annotation, biological process: cellular response to starvation; adult feeding behavior; positive regulation of MAPK cascade. NCBI's taxonomy places the organism in Eukaryota, Metazoa, Chordata, Actinopteri, Salmoniformes, Salmonidae. The record is from RefSeq and is a predicted model, not a curated record. The transcript is spliced from 3 exons. The coding region runs from base 194 to 550 and encodes 118 amino acids. Gene Ontology annotation, molecular function: neuropeptide hormone activity.
UACGCAAUGACUCACCCACGCCAUCUCGCUUACGUAUGAAACAUCUAUGGUUAAGGUGGCACAACGGAAGCCACAGACAUCGGUUACGGCUGUAAACAGAUAAAGGGUGUUUGUAUUGCGGUAACUGGAGUAUUUGAACAGGACCUCUUGGAGACGAAAGAUAUCUUCUACUGUGCGCAAUCUCUUAAGGACCAUGGAAAGUUCCAGACUAUGGACCAGAGCGGUGGUUUGCGCGGUGUUGCUGUCCAUCGUUCUUAGUGCUGAAAUUGACUAUUCGGAUUCCGAAUUGGACCUCGACACAAGAAGUGUGAGAGACUUCUACCCCAAAGAUCCGAACUUGACCAACGAAAAGCAACUGCUUGGAGCACUACAUGACGUUCUUAAAAAGCUGCAGACCAAGAGACUUCCGUUCUGGGAAAAGAAAUUCGGCCAAGUCCCUACCUGCGACGUUGGAGAGCAGUGCGCAGUGAGAAAGGGCGCGAGAAUCGGCAAAAUGUGCGACUGUCCUCGCGGAGCAUUCUGCAACUCUUAUCUGCUCAAGUGCUUGUGAAUUGAAUUGGUCUGAAUCGGUCUGAAUGUAAAUUGAUGGCAAACUAAAACUGUUACAUCAGAACGACAUGUGAUAUAGUAGUAUUGUUAUGAUACUACAAUAUACGAUUAUCGGGAGAGUGACAGGUUGCAUUCUGAAAGAUUGUCCAAACCCCAAAAAGGCUUAUUUUGAACUUAUGAAAUAUUUUAUUUUCAACUGGAUGUUUCUGUAACCAAAAAUGAGUUGUGAUAUGAAUAAACAGCGUUCUAUCUUGUUUUGUAAAGCA